UACAUUCAAAAUAAUAUUCAAUUUUCUCAAGAAGCGGAUUCUACUUGAGGCGUAUAUAGUUUAUAGAUUUAUUUAAGACUUUUUAUAGAAACAGAAGUUAUGAGAAAUUCUAGCAUUUCUAUCGAAAAUCCAGAAACUAACAAUAUGAAAGAAACACGAUGGCGAAAAAAUUUAUACGAAAAUUAUGGCUUGCCGGACAAUUACACAGAUAGUUCCUUCUUAAAACAACUACGUAAAAAUAUAAAACCAAAUAAUGUGACAUUGGUAGAAGCUAUAAAUUUGGGCGCUAGUAUAUCUAUACAAUUAAGCAUUGUGAUAUUUUUUGUCAUCAUAUUUAUUUGGUUAAAUAACGAGUGGAUUACACCUAAUGUUAUUGUAAUAGCAGGAGGUAUGCUAACAAUUCUUGGAUAUUUUAUUUAUAAUAUAAAAGUACUUGAUCGGCCUGUAAAAUUAAUAAGAGAUUUGUGGAUAGUAUUAAUAUUUCUUACAUUUGGUUAUAUAUUAUCGCCUAUCUUAAAAACUUUGACAGAAACAAUCAGUACAGAUACAAUUUAUGCUAUGACAAUAUUCAUGUUCUUGACUCAUUUAAUAUUUAGCAAAUAUGGAUCAUCACAGAUCUCUUUAUCAGAUUCUUUGUCCAUAACUUCUUCAAUUUUUGGAUCAUUAAUGUUGGCUUCUAGAUUAGCAUCGCCAUUACAUGCUUUUUCACUUUUAACAGUUUCAGUUCAAUGUUUUGUACUAUUACCAUAUUUACUGACAGGAAUGAAUAACAAAAUUGUUAUAUCAACCGUUCUGCCAAUUGGUAUUAUAUAUUUACUUUUAUUUAUUUCACAAACAUUUUCGUACGUUUUUAUUAUUGCUAUAAUAUUUAUUCAUUUUAUUUGUCCACUUUGGUAUAUCAGAUGCCAAAAAUAUAAAGAUAACAUUUAUGGUCCUUGGGAUGAAGCAAUAAUUGCUUCUUAAAAUGGAUAGAAUUGAUUUUCAUCACAAUUAUUAAUCAUAAUUUAUAUAGAAAUACAUAUAUACAUAUACAUAUGAAACUGUACUUGUAAAUCUA
Linepithema humile (Argentine ant) is the source of this 1057-nucleotide messenger RNA. The record is from RefSeq and is a predicted model, not a curated record. Lineage: Eukaryota; Metazoa; Arthropoda; Insecta; Hymenoptera; Formicidae.